Molecule: messenger RNA, 2142 nt
Organism: Bipolaris victoriae FI3
Lineage: Eukaryota; Fungi; Ascomycota; Dothideomycetes; Pleosporales; Pleosporaceae
Exons: 5
Coding region: 1-2142 (713 amino acids)
Molecular function (GO): ATP hydrolysis activity; ATP binding
Source: RefSeq, a predicted model, not a curated record
AUGGGAAAAGCCACAGCCAGCCUAUCCGCGAAAACACAACCACAGCACAAACCCAGGUUUGCCUUUGGUUCCAAGACCAAAGUUCGAAUGAGGCGGAAUCCACUAGUCGCAAAGUCGAAAUCGAGAAUUAGGCCCCAGGCUACCCAAGACCGGUCGAGAUCAAACGAUUUCGAUGACCCGGAAGGUGAUAAGACAAGCAACGGAGAUGCAGUCGAUGAUGAAGCAAAUGUGGAUAGACCCAUGAGUGAUCAAUCCAAGGCUACCACGAGUGGCGGAGCGAAAGAAGCGAACCAAGUGCCUGACCCUUUCGAAUAUGUUGGGUCGAACUUGGACGAGAACAUCGACAAUCAGCGCGGCCGACUGUGCGAGUUGCACAACUACGAUAGCCGACUGAACUCAGCUGGCGAAAGAAUUGAGCUUCGCACUGGCUCAAAGUUCUCAAUCGGAGAAGAUAAUGAGAAAAGUCCCGAGGCGGCUCUCGUCUUCACUCGGUUCAUAACUAAGGACGGCAGAAUGAGCAACGCUCAUCUGAAGAUAAACUCCCCGUAUAUCAGGAAGGCUCUUCAGGAUGUGGUAGGAAGGUAUCCAGACAUAGAUUUGGAUGUCACAGGGGGGAGCAUAUACAUGUUCUCCAAACCGUGGUGCUUGUUUCACUACCGGCACGAGUUGGAGCAGUACGCUGAAGCGUCAAGUGAGGCUGCAAUGAAAGAGCACGUGGAUUUUAUACUCAAGUAUAUGAGGAAGGCUCUCCGACAAGAGAUCCUUACUUUUGAAACCAUGACGAGGAAUGAAAAUUCGUCCCCAGGUAUUACUUACAAAGAACUCUGGAUGGCUUUCCGGCCAGGCUCGCUUGUGUACAAAAAGGAUAAGGAUCAAGAAUGCAUGUACAAAUUUGUGAGCAUGGUGGAGGAAGAUGAUGACGACGGACAUGUGUGGUGGGAUCUGGAGGUUGAAAAAGUCAAACACUACGACGGCUUCAAAGCGUUGGCGGAUCUCGAGGUAUAUCCACUCGAGUAUGUCCAGGAUGUCGAAGCUGUCAAGGAAAGACUGCUAGUAAGAGGAGAGAAAUAUGCUUCACUGCAUGGAGUGCAUUACCGCAUGUAUAACGGACGAUGGCGUGGCUUCAAUGGUCCCUCAUUACGUAACGAAGGAACUGUGCGACAAAGAGUUAUGAUUGACGGGCAAGAAUAUGAGAAUGCCAAAAGCCUUUUCUCAACCAGAUUCUCGCGCGACUCAAUCAUUGAGGUCGAGCCAGAUAAGAAACCCAUACUGAGUGAGGAGCAGCUCCUCAUAUGCUCUAAUAUGAUUCCUGGUUUCUCGCUCACAACCAAGAAUUGGGGCUUGCUCGACAUAAAUCACAUACAAGACAUCGAUUUCAACACAUCUGCCUUCGAGAUGCUGGCGCUCGCCCCAGAGAAGAAAGACAUGAUCGCAGCGUUGGUCAAGAGUGCAAAAGCAAGCUCCGAAACUUAUGACGAUCUGAUCAAAGGCAAGGGAAAGGGUGUCAUCUUCCUGCUUCACGGACCUGCUGGCGUGGGAAAGACUUUCACAGCUGAAAGCAUUGCAGACCUCACGCAAAGGCCACUAUACUCGCUAAAUUGCAGCGACUUGACCAUUCGUACUGCGGAACAGCGACUCACACAAGUACUGAACCUGGCCACAAAAUGGAAUCCCAUAGCACUGAUUGACGAGGCGGACGUCUUCAUGGCGGAACGAAGCUUAAAUGAUCUGGAGAGAAAUGAACUCGUUUCAGUUCUCCUACGGGUCCUUGAAUACUUUGAGGGUAUACUCUUCCUCACCACGAAUCGAGCAAACACAAUGGACUCUGCCUUUAAGUCACGUAUUCAUUUGACGAUCGCUUUCCCUGCUCUAUCGUCAGAGUCGAAGCGCCAGCUCUGGCGCGUAUUUGUCAAGCAGGGAAUGGCGCAGCAGCUUCCGUCUUGGGUCAAUGAUGCUUUUUUGGACAAAGCUGUCGAGAAUGAGAUGAAUGGCCGACAGAUCAAGAACGCUGUCAGAGUAGCGCAUGCUCUAGUACAAGACAAACAGCGCGAGAUGAGCCCAGAGGACAUAUUCUCAGUACUUCGUAUGAUUCAAUCAUUCGACCGCGAUCUCGAGACCCAGAUAGCAACCAGACAUAAGUAG